AUGGCGCUUACCAUCCUGAACUACUUUUACUGGGAAAUUCCGGAAGCCACCUACCCCUUUGCCUUUGCUGAUGCAGUGUUGAUUGCGGCUCUCUUCCGUGUCGACCAAGGCAUGCGUGCCGCCCAGGAAACGAGUGAAUCGAUUGCCGAAAAGCAACACCAAGAGAAUGUGACGGAAAAGGACGACAAGCGCUCGCAAAAGGCCGCCACGAGAGACUUGCAAAAGAGAAACUCGAAACAGCAAAAGAACUUGAACAAGAAUAAGAAUGCGCAUCACAACAUACAGCAACCCAGCAAAUCCAAACGAAACUAA
This is a messenger RNA of Seminavis robusta, 312 nucleotides long. Lineage: Eukaryota; Bacillariophyta; Bacillariophyceae; Naviculales; Naviculaceae. The record is from the annotation of a GenBank genome assembly.